Rotaria socialis is the source of this 756-nucleotide messenger RNA. The record is from the annotation of a GenBank genome assembly. NCBI's taxonomy places the organism in Eukaryota, Metazoa, Rotifera, Eurotatoria, Philodinida, Philodinidae.
AUGAUUCAACGAUUAGUCAGAUCAGUCGAAAGUUGUAAAUUAGAUUUACGUCGAUUUGGUGGAAAAUUUACAGCAAAUUCAAGUCAGCCAUAUUUUUUUGAACAUGAACGAGAAGAUGUGGUGAAACAUCGAAAAGAAUUUGUCAGAUACUUCAUUGAAAGAGAACAGCAUUCUUAUACAAUUACGAAUGACACAGUGCCACAAUGGAAAACACCAACAACGAAACCAACAAUUUUGCUUUGUCAUGAUGAAAGUACAUACAAAUGUGGAGAAAUUCCAGGCAAAAGAUGGAUUAUGUCUGAUAAUGCACCGUUUUACAACAAAGGCAGAGGAAGAAAAGCAUUGAAAAAAUAUCCACACUUAAAUUAUGACUGUGACACAAAUUAUGAAAAGAAUAGUGUUUCUGCUGCAAUCAAUGUCAGUGGUGAUAAUUAUUUUGACAAUCAAGAUAUUCUUAGUCAAUUUAAACGUCUAUUUCAAUUACUGGCAUUUAAAAAUGAAUAUAAAAAUCAUAAUUUCGUAUGCCUCCUCGACAAUGCCAGAACACAUACAGCAGCUAACACGCAUAUAAAUGAUUUUGGAAUGAGACCAGGGACUCGGUGUCCUGUUGAUAAGAUCGAUUAUAUUGAUGAGAAUAGUAAACAACAAACUAUGGAAUGCUAUAAUGAUGAUGGAUAUAGUAAAGAUUUACUGGCUUUGGCAUAUGAAUUAAAUGUCUUUGCCCCAAGAAAAUGCAAAGUCAAUGAAUUGAAAUAA